This is a messenger RNA of Cryptomeria japonica (Japanese cedar), 2718 nucleotides long. Its product is annotated as pentatricopeptide repeat-containing protein At3g12770-like. The transcript has 5 exons. Gene Ontology annotation, biological process: RNA modification. Gene Ontology annotation, molecular function: RNA binding; protein binding; zinc ion binding. NCBI's taxonomy places the organism in Eukaryota, Viridiplantae, Streptophyta, Pinopsida, Cupressales, Cupressaceae. The record is from RefSeq and is a predicted model, not a curated record. The coding region runs from base 1 to 2718 and encodes 905 amino acids.
AUGGAGGUAGAAUUGAAGGAAAUGAGGGAAAAGUUGGAUGAAAGCAUUAAAAAAUUUGGUGAUGAAAGAGCCACUUCAACAAAAUUAUACAAAAGAGUGGAGUCUGCAGCUGCCGCAAAAAAAAAAUUACAGAACCAAUUGGAGCAUGAGACGGAAAAAGAAAAACAUUUGGAAGAGAAAGCAGAGGACGAAAGAAAAAAAUGUUUUUUAAACUUACAAUUACGUCAAAUCUUCAGUUUUAAUCGCUGUGUAAAAUUCUCUGGACUGAUAAUGAGAAUAGCAAAACUGUCAUGCAAACAUAUCAAUUCUGUAAAAAAUCUUCGUGCCCACAUCAUUGUCACUGGACUAGCCCUUGAAAUAUUUAUACAAUCCAAGCUUGUGACUACGUAUGUAAUGUUUGGAAGUUUGGAUGAUGCUCGCAAAGUGUUUGACAAAAUGUCUGAACCAAAUGCAUCGCAAGCGGUUCACAAAAUUUACAAACCGAAUGCUUUUUUAUGGAAUGUGAUGAUUAGAGAGUGUGCUAGGAGUGGACUUCACAAAGAGGCUCUUAAAGUCUAUUGCAAAAUGUAUGAGGGAGGCAUACAGCCAGACAAUUUCACGUUUUGCGCAGUGCUGAAGGCGUCCAACUCCCUUGUGAAAAUGUAUGCGAAGUGUGGGGAAAUAGAAUUUGCACGCCAAGUAUUUGACAGAAUGCUUGUGAGAGAUGUUGUUACAUGGAAUGCAAUGAUUUCUGGGUGUGCUCAGAAUGGAAAGGCUCGUGAAGCCUUGGUUCUCUUUGAUCAAAUGCAACAGUCAGAGAUGAAGCCUAACCCAGUUACUAUUGGAAGUGUACUCCAGGCUUGUUCCCAUAUGGGAAAUUUCGAAAAGGGCCGUCAGAUCCAUGAAUAUGUAACUCAAGGUGGGCUAGAGUUCAAUGAUUUUGUAGGGAACUCCUUGAUAGAUAUGUAUGCCAAAUGCAAGAAGGUUGAGAUUGCACGGCAAGUGUUUGACAAGAUGCCCACAAGAAUGGUGGUUUCAUGGAGUGCAAUUAUUGCUGCAUAUGCGCCGAAUGGGCAAGACAAGGAAGCUUUGGAACUCUUUGCUCAGAUGCAACUAGCUGAUAUCACACCUAAUUCUGUCACUAUGGUCAGCGUACUCCAGGCAUGUGCCCAUUUAGGAGAUUUGGAGCAAGGGAAGCAAAUCUAUGAUUAUAUAAUCCAAAGUGGAUUGAAGUUGGACAUUUUUGUGGAGAAUUCCCUUAUUGCCAUGUAUGCUAAAUGUGGGAAUUCGGAGCUUGCAAGUCAGUUGUUUGAGUACAUGUCUAAAAGCGAUCUGGUUUCAUGGAAUGCUAUGAUUGCUGGGUAUGCUGAGACUGGACGUGCCAGUGAGGCUUUAGCAAUAUUUAAUCAAAUGCAGCAGGCAGGUGUAGCACCUGAUUCCAUCACUGUGGUGAGUCUGCUUCAGGCAUGUGCCCGUGAAGGCAAUUUGCAAAAGGGCAAGUGGAUUCAUUAUUAUAUAAUUCUAAAUAGGUUUGACUCUGAAAUUUUUGUAUUAAAUUCAUUGAUCGACAUGUAUGCAAAGUGCGGGGUUGUUGAGAGUGCACGUCAGGUUUUUGACAAAAUGUCAAAAGAAAAUUUAGUAACAUGGAAUGCAAUGAUUGCUGGAUAUGUUCAUAAUGGACAUGCCAAAGAAGCUUUGAUGCUUUUUGGUCAAAUGAAACAAAGAAACAUUGAACCUGAUUCAGUGACAAUGGUGAGUCUACUCCCAGCAUGUGCUCACUUAGGGUUCCUGAAUAAAGGGAAGUGGUUCCAUGAUUAUAUAGUUCAAAACGGAUUUGAGAUGAAUCUUCCUAUUGGGAAUUCCUUGAUUGACAUGUAUGCCAAAUGUGGGAGCAUAGUUGCCGCACGAAAAUUGUUUGAUAGAAUGUUGCAGAGAGAUGUGGUCUCAUGGAGUGCGAUGAUUUGUGGGUAUGGUAUGCAUGGACACGUCGAAGAUGCUCUUGAACUAUUUCAUCAAAUGCAACAGACAGGCACAAAGCCAAACCACAUCACCUUUGUUGGUGUUUUGUCUCCAUGUAGUCAUGCAGGUUUGUUGGAGGAGGGAUGGAAGUAUUUUGAUUGCAUGGCUCAAGAAUACUGUAUCACACCUAGCAUGGAACACUAUUCCUGCAUGGUUGAUCUUCUUGGGCGCUGUGGAAAUCUUGUCGAGGCAGAAUGCUUUAUCAAAAACAUGCCUUUUAAACCAGGUCCAAGUGUGUGGGGGGCCUUGCUUAAUGCCUGCAGGAUCCAUGGCAAUAUUGAGCUAGGAGAACUUGCAGCAGAAUGCCUUUUCGUCUUAGAGCCUAAAAAUGAUACUUCUUAUAUUCUAUUAUCAAACAUUUAUGCAGCAGCUGGAAGGUGGGAUGAUGUAGAUAAGUUGAGAACGGCAAUGCAAGGCAGGGGCUUGAAAAAGAGACCAGCGUGCAGUUUAAUUGAGACUAGAGGUAAACUAAAACUUUGCAGUCACAGUGAGAAGCUUGAAACUGCUUUUGGGUUUCUCAACACAAGACCUGAAACUGCCAUCCGUAUCACGAAAAUCCUUCGUGCUUAUGUUGACUGCCAUGAUGUCACCGAAUUCAUCUCAAAUAUCAUUGACAGGGGAAAAACUACAGGGGAUUUAAAGAGAUUCCUAUCCUUUCAAAAUUUGUACAGCAAGCAUAGUAUUUCCUUGCUGAAAACUUAUCCAUAUAACAUGCCCUGA